AUGCUGCACAAGAACCCCACGGUCAAAGUAUUUUCUCAGUCACAACCGUCAGAAAAAGCCAGCCCAGACGCCCUGCCAGCUGAUAUUGUCAAUGCUAUAGAAGUUGACCAAGUAGAUACUGGUUUAUACACGUCCCGCGAAUUAUGGAAGCCCUUUGGCGCUCGUGGUGUGUUUGGUGGUCAGGUAGUGGCUCAAGCCCUCCGCGCAGCCGCCAACACGGUUGACGCAUCGUUCUACGUACAUUCUAUGCACUGCUACUUUAUCCGUGCGGGCGAUAAUGAUCUCCCCAUUCUUUUCAAGGUAGAUCAUUUACGCUCGGGUAGAAGUUAUGCCACUCGAGUGAUCAAGGCUACUCAGAGGGGCAAGGCUAUUUUUACUGCCAGCGUGAGCUUUGCUCAAGACGAACCUGGUCCUGUUCUUCAUCAUCAGCCUCAAAUGCCUUCAGUACCGCCACCUGAAUCUCUGCGUACUCAUGCGGAAGUCGUAUCCGUAAUGCUGGAAAAGAAUAACCUUAGUCAAGAAGAGCAAGACCGACUGCUUUUAAGAGUACAGGAGACUGCAGCUUUGGAUAGCAGAUCUGUUGUACACAAGUCAGGCAAACAGGAUCGUCAGUAUACCUGGUUGAAAACUCAAGGACGUUUGGAGGAUGAUGAUCGUACCAUCCACGCUUGCAUCGCAGCCUAUGCUUCGGAUAGAGGGUUCAUUAGCACAGCCGCCAAAACACAUGGUAUGACGGGUAGAGACUUUGGACUCAUGGUUAGUUUGGAUCAUCAAAUAUGGUUCCAUGCUCCUUUUCGAACCGAUGAAUGGCUAUUGUACGAAACUACUUCCCCUACGACGAACAAUGGCCGUGGUUUGUGCAUGGGCCAACUAUACACUCGUGACGGCCGUUUGGUUGCCACUACAGUGCAAGAAGGGGCAUUGCGUUUGAAACGACAAUCAAAGGCUUGA
Molecule: messenger RNA, 951 nt
Organism: Umbelopsis ramanniana AG
Lineage: Eukaryota; Fungi; Mucoromycota; Umbelopsidomycetes; Umbelopsidales; Umbelopsidaceae
Exons: 8
Coding region: 1-951 (316 amino acids)
Biological process (GO): fatty acid catabolic process; acyl-CoA metabolic process
Cellular component (GO): peroxisomal matrix
Molecular function (GO): fatty acyl-CoA hydrolase activity
Source: RefSeq, a predicted model, not a curated record